AGCCUCCUCGACCUCCCUUCCUGGAGACGAACAGUUCCCGUAGAAUUUCGCUUCACCGAGUGACCUUGAGCCCAGGGCGAAUUUCGCUUCACCGAGUGACCUUGAGCCCAGGGCGACGGUCAGCUUGUUCCUGGCUGCAGGAACUUUGUGAGAAUUUUAAUGCUUGGAAAUACUGUGUUUCAACUGGUGUACAUCCAAAAGUCUCAGUGUGAUAGCAGGACCAAAACAUUCUGUCAGUCAGCUGACCAUAUACUUAAUGACUCCUAAAAUCUCGUGGACUUCUGAAGAAGCACCAUGGCCUGUGCUGCUGUUAUGAUUCCUGGGUUGCGGUGCUCUGUUGGAGCCGUCUGUACUCAGGGUGCUUCAUUGAGAUUGACAUUCAGCGCUUUGCGCCACCUUACUCUAACCAGCAUAAUGAAAUCCAAAAGGAAAACUGAUCACAUGGAGAGAACUGCAAGUGUCAUUCGACGGGAGAUUGUGUCAGCAGCUAAGGUGUGUGGAGCUGCCAGUGAGUCACCAUCAGUGAAGAGCCUCCUCUUGCUUAUUGCUGAUCAAGACUUUUCCUUUAAAGCUGGCCAGUGGGUUGAUUUCUUUAUUCCAGGAGUCUCUGUGGUUGGUGGGUUUUCAAUAUGCUCCAGUCCCAGACUGCUAGAACAAGAGAGAAUGAUAGAAUUGGCAGUGAAAUAUACGAACCACCCUCCUGCCCUCUGGGUUCACAAUAAGUGUACACUCGACUCUGAAGUGGCUGUGAGAGUGGGUGGAGAGUUCUUCUUUGACCCUCAGCCUGCGGAAGCCUCUAGAAACCUCGUGUUGAUUGCAGGAGGAGUCGGAAUUAACCCUCUGCUUUCCAUCCUGCGGCAUGCAGCAGAUCUCCUCAGAGAGCAGGCAAACAAAGAACAUGGAUAUGAGAUAGGAACAAUCAAACUAUUCUACAGUGCAAAAAAUAUCAGUGAACUCCUGUUUAAGAAAAAUAUCCUUGAUUUAGUAAAUGAAUUUCCUGAGAAGAUUGCAUGCAGUUUGUAUGUUACAAAACAGACUACACAAAUCAGUGCAGAACUCAAGCCAUACAUCACGGAAGGAAGAAUAACAGAGAAGGAGAUAAGAGAUCAUAUUUCCAAAGAGACUUUGUUCUAUAUUUGUGGCCCACCUCCAAUGACAGACUUCUUCUCCAAGCAACUGGAAAACAACCAUGUACCUAAAGAACACAUUAACUUUGAGAAGUGGUGGUAGGAGGCAGAUAAAGACAGAACAUAAAGAGGAUGACGCAGCAAGAAGGCCCUCACAAGAUGCUAGGCCCUUGACCUUGGACUUCCCAGCCUCCAGGACCAGGAGCCAAGAAAUGUCUGUCCUUUAUGAAUUGUCCAAUCUCAGGUAUCCUGUUACAGCAGCACGAGUGGACUGAGACAGGCAGAAGGGGAGAAGGGGAAAGGGAAAGAGGAAACUCAGUAAAGGAAGGGGCAAGGGGGGAGGGGGGAAGGGGGAAGGAGGAAGGGAGGAGCGAAGGGAGCAGAGGAGAGAGAGGUACGGGGAUAAUCCAUUUACAGGAGGGGCCAGGAGAGAACACCAUUCUGGUCCCUUCCCUGAAGGCCCUAUCAGGCCAGAGAUGGCCCAGCAGUUGUGAUCAUCCUUUCUGCCUGGUCUCUGGGCACACGCAUGCCUCCCUUCCAGACCAGCACAGCCAGUAUUCCUCCUGCUGGGUACCACGCUCACCACCUGCUGAAGGAGCCCUGGGGUUGCUUUACCCUGAGAACCCCUGCCCCCAUCCCCAGAUUCCCAGUUUAAAAGAGAGAGGAGGAAAAACAAUUUUAAGUCCAUACUCUCAAGCUUUGGGAGGUUAUGAUUACUUGGGCCUAUCAAGAAUAACCUUCCCACUUUAUCAAGCACUAUGACAAACCCGCCACAAUCAGACAGUAGCCAUGGCAACCAGGACAAGCUUUGGCGCCUCACAAAGCCCUGAGUGGCAGAAUGGAGUCCUUUUAUUGGUGGCUGCAUCCCGGGCUGGGUUUUCUCGGCAGGCACCCAGAGCUGCGAGACAAUGAACAACCCCUGCUGCCGCCCGACCCUCCUGCUUAGACCACGAACGCUUCCGUUUUGCUCUGUUUUAUUUCAUUUUGUCACUCUUAAAGAAAAAAAACGGCAGGAUUGCUCCCAAACAUUUUUCCCCCCAGGGUAGGAGGUGUCAGCCAGAGGGUGCAGAAUCAUAAAGACCAAAAGUAAAAGGGAAAACACAUGAGCCUGAACCCUCAGCUCUCUCUAACCCUGCUUGAGAGAGCUGAGGGUUCAAUCUCACGUGUUAAUUUCUGGCCAUCACAUGGUGAGUUGACAAGCUAAAUACAAAAGGUAGGGGCGAGAUGUUGCACUCUGCCAGACUCUCCCACUCCAACUAUUUGGGAUGGUCUUGGCUUAAUUAAUGUUAAAUGCAGUUUUCGGUAAGCAUCUAUCAAAGCCUGUUUGCGUAUUAUCAAUAUAGUAAGGAGAUGGCAUUUCUAAAAUACAAGAUGAGCCUGUCAGUGAAAGACGCUUUUAAGUCCAUUAGCUAAGAAAGGUGGUAGGAAACAUAACCGGAUGGAAGGCACUCUUUGAUCUGCUUUUUUGCGACACUCCAGUGAGGAGAGAAGAAAGCACCAACAGCACUCAAAAGCCAGCCUGCUUAUCAAACAAAAAGACAUUUCUUUCUCUGAGUAGGAGCAAAAAUUUUAAUUAACUCUCCACUCUCCUGUGGUGGAUACGUAAUCUCCGAUCACACCUGGAGUGUUAAAAAAUGGAGCGUGUCCUGUGGUUUUUCAACUGGUAUAAAAGGAAUUCAUUUGUAUUUAUGGCUCUUUUUUCCUUUGUUCCCUAUAAUUUCUCCAGUGGUUGCAAAUCAACUGAAGAAACAGGCAUCCUACACAACCUUUCUUUACCCUCCAAAAAUUAGGACAACAGAACGUAGAGUUUACUAAGAAAUGCAUUUGUCAGUUGAUCAUAUUUAAAGAUCCUCUAUGCAGGGAAAUAAUUAGGAAUUCAUAAAUUGGUCCAGUGAGAAAGUCUGUAUUCUGAAUGUCAGUGUGCUCUUCUUUUCUCCUGUGUUUCAUCCUGUGGACACAAUCUGGGAGAAAAGAAGUUUGAAAGAAAAUAUUUUGCUCUUUAUACAUGAUUGUAAAUGAAAAGGAAUUUGAUUUCCCUUGUCUGAAAGUUGCUUGAGACCACGUCUGAAGCACCUGAAAACAGUGACUGGGAACAGUUUGCCUCUGUUCCUGACAUCCACGGGACUGAGCCCUUGCCCUUCAUCAAUCAGGGUACAUAAGGAACAGUCCUGCAAAAAACUGUUCUGCAUUUUUUGUAAAAUUGCUACCACAACACUAAUGCCCACAAAUUACUGGCAGGGUGUGCUUAUGCUACUCUUACUUUACUUAUCAAUUUUAAGUAUCUUAAUCUUCUACCACGGGAAAUAAAGGUUUAGUGCUGCCAUAUAUAUUUCUUAUUUCCAUUUUCUUUGUGUUCCAAAUGGUUAUUUUGCAAUUUAAAGUAAAUCAAAAGUCAGUGUUUGUGUUACCACAAUUUUGCAAAUAUUGCUCAAUGCUGAGUCAAAUAAUGCAUUAUGACCAUGCCUUCUUUUUUUUUUUUUUUUUGAGACGGAGUUUCGCUUUUGUUACCCAGGCUGGAGUGCAAUGGCAUGACCUCGGCUCACUGCAACCUCUGCCUUCUGGGUUCAGGCAAUUCUCCUGCCUCAGCCUCUUGAGUAGCUGGGAUUACAGGCACACACCACCGUGCCCAGCUAAUUUUUUUGCAUCUUUAAUAGAGACGGGGUUUCACCAUGUUGACCAGGAUGGUCUCGAUCUCUUGACCUCAUGAUCCACCCGCCUCAGCCUCCCAAAGUGCUGGGAUUACAGUCUUGAGCCACCACGCCCGGCCCAUGCCUUCUUUUUUAUAUGACCCUUUAUUUUUCCUGGAGUUAACUAUUACCUCAAUUUUUUUUCAUCUUCCUGGUUGUGUAUGAACCCAUCAGUAAUUUAUCCCACAUGUUGCAGUAUCUCUAUUUAAUGCCCAUCAAUAAAUAUUCCAUGUGCCUAAAUACAUUACUUCCCUUUUUUUUCCCCACUGGAGACAUCAUUUCUAAACCCUUGCUCCAAUCUGGUCUGGUUGCUUUCCAUCCCUGAGUUCUUCCUAAAUUAGUGUCUAUGGCUGGUAUGUUCUCUUUUUUUGGUUUCCUCCUCAUUUUGCUGGAGCACAUCCUCUAGUGACUCUCUAGGCAACAAUGCCCUAGAAGUCAUCUGAAUCCAUGCAUUUCUAAAAAUGCUUUUAAUUAACAAAUUAGGUACAGAAGUCUGGGCUGAUAUCGAUUUAUCCAUCAAACUUUUCAAAGUAUUCCUCUAGUAGCUUCUAGAUGUCAGCAAUGCUAUUGAGAUAAUCUAUUGUGAUUACUAAUACUUUAAUAUAACCUCUUAUAUUGCUUUGAAAAGUUUUAGGAUUUUUUUUUUUUCUCCCCUAGAAGUUCCAGAAUUUCAUGACAACGUUCUUGGGUGUGGGUCUUUUUUCCCUCAAAGGCUUGUUCACCCAAUGGCCUUGCAAUCUGAAUCUUGUCCUUUGGUUCUGCAAAGUGUUCCCACCACCCUUUGAUAACAUUUCUCCACAUCAUUUUCUAUCUUCUUUUCUUCUUUUUUCCUGGACCUGGUAUUAAUCAAUAUGUGUGAUAGAUUGUUUUUUGUUUUGUUUUGUUUUGUUUUUGAGACAGAGUGUCCCUCUUGUUGCCCAGGCUAGAGUGCAAUGGUGCAAUCUUGGCUCACUGCAACCUCUGCCUCCCAGGUUUCAGUGAUUCUCCUGUCUCAGCCUCCUGAGCAGCUGGGAUUCCAGGCAUGUGCCACUAUGCUCAGCAAAUUUUGUAUUGUUAGUAGAGACAGGGUUUCUCCAUGUUGGUCAGGCUGCUCUCAAACUCCCGACCUCAGGUGAUCCGCCCACCUUGGCCUCCCAAAGUUCUGAGAUUACAGGCAUGAACCACGGUGCCCGGCUAGAUGUUUUAAUUUUAUUAUCUUCCUUCACAAUUUUCUUACUCUUUUAAUUUUGCUUUCUGAGAGAUUUCCUUCAUUUUGUCUUCCCACUCGUUAUGUUUUUAAAUUUUUUGCUGCCCUAUUUUUAAGAUCUAAACGUUCUUUCUUAUCCUUUGAUUGCUUCUUUUUAAAUAGCAUCUCGUUUUUGUUUCACGGAUACAUUUACUUUAUCUUAUUAAGUACUUUCUUCUAAUCCCUGCAAUAUCUCUACAGUGCCCAGGUUGCAUGAGAGAGAGAUGGGGAGGCUAGAGAUCUCACUGCACCAUGUUAGGACUUUAAACCAAUGCCCUGUUUUUCAGCUCUGCAGUUCACAUCCCCCAACCUCCCAUCCCAUGGUGAUUUGUGCUUUGAAAAUCACAGUUUUUCUGGGGUUCUGCAAGAGACAAAUGGCACCCUUCUUGUCCAGGUUGUAGCUUCCUCCAUUUUGCUAAAUGAAUUAGAUUCCUCUAUCAACUUUUCAUCUUCUAAAAAUUCAUUGAAAUCAUUCAUUUUCUACUUUAUCUUCUUCUAAUCUUUUUGUUUUUGUGGGCAUCUAUCUAUCUACCUACCUACCUACCUACCUACCUGCCUACCUACAAUUGAACCUCAUUAUUCUUGGUAGCUAUGUUCUGUAAAGUCAUUUUUAAUAGGGCAUUAGUGAAUAUUGAACCAUUGCUCAUAAGAGAAAUCCAGGGUUAGGGUCUUGCAAGCCUCUGGUUGCAACAUUUUUGUAAACUGAUCAAUACAUAACCUUGUUUAAUAGAUAGUGUUGAUUCAUGCACAUUGAGCUUGCAGCCAGCAGUACUAUAACUCCUGCCUGGACAAACCUUACCCACCACUGGUAUUUUCAUUGUAAGCACAUCAUAGCAUUCCCGCACUUAAAAACCCUAGACAGUACUUUAUGCUCAGCGGCUAUUUUUAACCGCUAAAUCGCCAACAAAAAGCACAAAAAUGUGAAAAACGUGGCACUAUGUGGACCGCAAGAAGGACACUUGUUUUUAGUAUGAACAUUGAAACCAGGCGCAGUAUCACCUUGUUCGACCUUAGCUAGAAACGUGCACGUCAGGCAAGUCAAAAUUUUCGCUCUUCUGCACAUGUUUGCGAAUGACCACAAAAUGCCAUUUGUAUUGAUUUAGGGGUCACAAAACAUUUUAGUAAGCAGAUGAAUUUGCAAAUAUAGAAUCUGAGAAUUGCCUCUAUCUAUCUAAUUAUAUCAUUCCUUUAGUUUCAUUUCACUGGGAUUUUUCAGAAAAGAAAUAGAUGCCUGUGUCCAAUCCCCCUCAUUUAAUAAAAUGUUAUUAUUUUAAUGUUUAAAGGCAACACUGGAAGGCCUUUCUAAAUAACCUAGAAUCCAGAAACCAAAAAAUAAAAAUGACAAAUUUGAUUACAUAAAAACUCGUAUGUAUGAUAUAAAAGACAAAUGACAAAAUGGAAAAAUUUUGCAGCUCAUAUUACAGACAAAAAAGGGCUUCUAAAAAUUGAAAAGAAAAAAUCCAGCAAUCCAAAUUUUAAAAGGGACAAAGAUAAGAAGAGAGAUCACAGAAGAGAAAAUUCCAGGCGGGGCGCGAUGGCUCACCCCUGUAAUCCCAGCACUUUGGGAGGCCGAGGCGAGUGGAUCACGAGGUCAAAAGAUCGAGACCAUCCUGGUCAACAUGGUGAGACCCCGUCUCUACUAAAAAUACAAAAAUUAGCUGGGCAUGGUGGUCUGUGCCUGUAAUCCCAGCUACUCAGGAGGCUGAGGCAGGAGAAUUCCUUGAACCCAGGAGGCGGAGGUUGCGGUGAGCCGAGAUCACGCCAUUACACUCCAGCCUGGGUAACAAGAGCGAAACUCCAUCUCAAAAAGAAAAGAAGAGAAAAUUCCAACACCCAUUAAGCGCAUGAGAAAAAUGCAGACUCUCAUGAGAGAAAUGCUAAUUAAAACUACCCUGAGAUACUAUUUUUUCACCUAUUGAACUGUUAAAAAUUCACAAGUUAGGCCACCUGCUUUGUUGCCAAGGCUGUGGGAAGCACACGUUCUUGUACACUGCUAGUGGAAGGGCUCAUUGAUUCAACCCUCCUAGAGAACAAUUUUACAGUAUCUUUCAAAAUUACAAACACAUUUACCCUUUGACCAACAAUCUCACUUCUGGGAAUUUGUCCUACAUAUUAAAAAAGAGAAAUGCACAAAGAUAUUCACUGGAUAGCUGUCUGCAAUAGCAAGACACUGGAGACUACUCAAGUGCCCAUCAGUGCUGGAUUUGUGUUUAACAUUAUGUUUCACCCAGACAACAGCUUAGAGAACUGGGCAAUGGCUGCUCAUGUGCUGAGCCGAGGCAUACGGGACAAGGAGGGACAAUGAGGGAACGAAUUCUAUUCUAGACACACUGAGUUUGAGGAACCCAUGGAGAUGUCCAGGAGGCAGCUAAAUGAAACAGCCUGUGGUAGACAGAAUAAUGGCCCCAAAGAUUUCCACAACCUAAUCCCAGGAGCCUGUGAAAAUGUUCCCUUAACAUGGUAAAAGGGAUGUGGCCGAUGUGAUUACGCUAAGGACCUUGAGAUGGAGAGUUUAGCCAGGAUUAUCCAGGUGUGCCCUGUGUAAUCACAGGGGCCCUUACAAGGGACAGGCAGGAAGGCCAGAGUCAGGGGAGGGGAUGUGAUGGCAGCAGCAGAGGCUGGAGUGAUGCAGGGAGGGGGCCAUGAGCCAAGGAACAUGGACAGCUUCUAGAAGCUGGCAACGGUAAGUAACAGAUUCUCUCCUAAAAGUCUCCACCAAAAAUGUGGUCCUGUCAACACAUUGAUUUUAGCCCCUUAAUACUCAUUUCAGACUUCUGACCUCAACAAAUGUAGGACAAUACACUUGAGUUGUUUUAAGUCACUCAGUCUGUGAUUUGUUGCAGUAGCAACAGGAAACGGAUCUGCAGCUCAGGGCCAGGAACAGGUUAGGAUGGGGAUAAACACUUGGAGGUGUUGACAGACACAGCAUAGGCGAAACCUCCUGGAGGGAUGAGGUUGGCUGAGGGCUGGAUUCCCUUGUGGGGAGGUGAGCAGAAGAUGAAUGAAAACACAGGCUGAGUGAGAAGGAAUCAGUCCUUGGACAAUCCAGCGUGGGAAACAGACUUAAGAAGGGACUUUGUACCACAUUUUCUUUAUUCAGUCCAUAAUACUAUGCAGCCAUAAAAAGGAACAAAUCAUGUUCUUUGUGGGACAUGGAUGGAACUGGAAGCUGUUAUCCUAAGCAAACUAACACAGGAACAGAAACUCAAACAGCACAUGUUCUCACUUAUAAGUGAGAGAGCUGAAUGAUGAAAACACAUGUGGACACAUGGUAGGGAACAACACACAUGGGACCUGUCGGGGGGGCGGGGAGAGGGAGAGCAUCAGGAAGAAUAGCUAACGGAUGCUGGGUUCAAUACCCAGGUGAUGGCCCGAUCUGCACAGCAAACCACCAUGGCAUAAGUUUACCCAUGUCACAAACCUGCACAUAAGGCACUUGUACCCUGGAACUUAAAAGUUGAAGGAAAAAAAAAGAAAAGAAGAAGGGAAUUUGAUCAUACCAUCAAAUAUCUCAGGAGGGCAAGUCACAAGAAGCCUGGAAACUGUCUCUGGAUGGAUGGUGAGGUCUGGGAAGGCCACAGGCGGGACUCCGCAGGAGGGAAGUGGCUGACGGCAAGGUCAAGUGACAGCUGCUAGUUCAGAAGAGGCAGAGCAUGCCGGCACGUUCUCAGGGCUGCCUGGGCCCUGCUCAGCACAUGCUGGCCACAGCGGCACUCAAUAAGGGCAGGGGUCCUGCUUUCAUAUGGCCAUGGAAAGUGGAGAACCAGAGGCGGGACAGAGGGGAAUGCCAAGCCAGAAAGAAGGGCCACUUCACCUAACAAGUGGAAAGCUGAUGCUGGAACACAGGGGUGUGGCGCUGUUGCAGGAAACUCCAUGUGGUCCUCAGGAUGCUUUGGGCAGGGCUAUGCCUGGGACCACUGUUCAUUCAUGAAUCUCCAGUCAGCCAUCCUGGCUCUGUGCUGACCACUUGGGAAGCCUCUUCUGCCCCAGGAGAUCCCAGUCUAUGGGUGGGGAGAACAAGCACAUGGUUCCCAUUGGUGGAGCCCAUGGAGGUGAGGUGGAGGGAGGGAGAGGGGAAGGGGCGACCUGCUGCUCUGUGGAGAAAGAGCAAAGCCCUCUGCAGCCAGUGGAGCCAGCCUUCCUCACCCUCAGCCUCCCCAGGCCUCCGCAGGAGGAGGGGACAGCACGCUGGCCAGCUAGAGAUGUUGUUUUCGCCUUUGUUUUACACACAAUGCCCCAGAAAAACAUUUUGCUGAUAUGUAAUUAGGCCAACAUAAUAGAGUCUAAGAGAGCAGUCUUCUCAUUUUAGACAACUUUGGCUUUCAUAACGUUCAAAGAGAAUAAUUUUUUUUUUAAACGCUUAGUUCUUAGAUGCAGUAAAGGAGGCAGAGGAAAAUACAUGUAGUGCAUAAAAAGCUUCAGUUCCGAGACUUUACACACCCAGGCUGGCCUUCGGAUGAUGAGAGACCCGUGGCUCCACCAAGUAGCAGACAUGUGAGAGAUGCCACCUCGGAGCUGGUAGCUGUGGUCCACCCAUCAGUGCCUGCAGGCACAUGCGUGAGCCCAUGAGAUUAGUCAAGCCUUGUCCAGAUCAGCUGGGUAGCUGACCUGUGCAGGUUACGAUUUCACCUCACUAAGCUUUGGGGAGCUUUAUGACACAGCAGAAGCUAACUGGUAGAUUACUAUUAUUCUAAGAAGAGCCAAAUAUCAGGCAAAGCUCUAGGAGGAAAGUUGCAUUGAAAGUCACCUCAUUUGAUUUGAGAGAAAUACAAUGACACAGUUACUGCUGAAGGGGAGUGUUGCUGAUUUGUCACCACACUCAAGGCUGGCACACCUACCCCUUAUUUUCUCCAGGCCAGACACUGUGGCUUUGCAUUACCUCUGGAGCGCUAAAGUCUAAUUUAUGAUAACCUACCAUGAGGCCCAGCAGUGCCGCCAGCUCACCCUGGAAGAGAGAGAUAAAAACCCACACUGGGUAGAUCGUCCUAGCUCAAGACAUUGCCCUGGCUUCUCCUAAAUCGCUAUGCCAAGCUGGCAAGAAAACCAAACCUGCACGUGCAAGAUAACACUCUCAUGGAUUCUGGGACACGCUGGGUCAUCUGGUCCUGGUACGUGUGGUUUCUCUAAAGUCAGUUACUUGGAAGGCAGAAAGAAGAAAGGGGCUGCGGGAUGGAAGGGCAGGAGAUGGCAAUGCUGGCCUUAUUAUCAGGGCUGCCUGCUCACAAACACCUGCAUGGGCAGAAUGAGAACCAGGCGAGGCGUGCAGCCACGCAGGGCUACCCGAUCAUAGGAAAGGCAAUGAGGCCACACGUGUAGAGGCUCAGGGGUGACAAUGGGGCCAACUCUGAGCCAUAGCAGGCACAGGCAUAGGCACUGCAGUUCUGACUGUGGUUAAGCAACACAAAGCUGUCACAUCCUGUCAGCUGGACCACUACUCAGUACAGGGCUCCUGUCCUCCAGAAGCUAACAUCUCAAAGGUCUUGAAUGCUUCUCCGUGAGGGCUACUCCCAGGCUGACUUAGAAGCAGCUUUGUUUGAUAACAAUUAAAAAAGAAACAUUUUCUCCAUCCAGAGACUUGCCAAGGCCCUACCACUUGCUUUGAUGAGAGAGGAAACUAGACUUUCUGGGAGUAAAUGAAACUUGACACUUUAUUACUCUCUUUAGACCAUCAGAGAUGAAAGGGGGAUCAUAUAUCAUAUCUUUAACCCUUCUUUCUGAUUUUUCACCUUACCUAUUACUUAGAAAGGAGAUUGAAAAAAAAGAGCUUUUCCAAAGUUUAUAAUUAAAAGAUGUUAAUUUGGAGUCAGGGACUUGGGGAGAAAGCCAGUCUGUCUGCAGAAAUUCUAGAACCCAAAACACUGUCAAAGUUAUCCCCUCCACCUAUCAGCAGUGGAUUCCCAACAGCUUACCAAUAAUCAUAAAAUGCAAACCCAGAAGAGGUCUCUGAAUAAAGGUUGAUUCAAAACCUUCAGGUGAGGGGCCGGGCAUGGUGGCUCACAUCUGUAAUCCCAGCACUCUGGGAGGCCGAGGCGGGCAGAUAACGAGGUCAGGAGUUGAGACCAGCCUGACCAACAUGGUGAAACCCUGUCCCUACUAAAAAUACAAAAAAAAAAUUAGCCGGGCAUGGUAGCACAUGCAUGUAAUCCCAGUUACUAAGGAGGCUGAGGCAGGAGAAUUGCUUGAACCCAGGAAGCAGAGGUUGCAAGUGAGCCGAGAUCACACCAUUGCAUUCCAGCCUGGGCAACCGAGCGAGACUCUGUCUCAAAAAGAAAAAAAAAAAGUUGGGGCGGGGGUGGAAAUGGAGAUUAAAGGUUAUUUCACUGUCCUAGCUAACAACGAACAGAGCCACACAACACACCAUGUGCUGGCCUGUCACAGCCUUGACUCACUAAGGAAAGGAUUGGGUAAGACAUGGGUUGCUGGGAAAAACUCAACACAACAGAAUUCUCUCUCCCUGACUUUCUCCACCUUGUAACUUCAAGGUGUCAUGUUCUCAAGCCAUGCUGGGGCAAUCACAGUUGACCAAUAUUCUCUUUGUGGUGACUUAACUGUCAGUAUCACGUUGCUAUAGCUACCACAGUUCUAGCUCAACCCUCUCUCCUUAUGCUCUGCUCUUCUUUAUACCGAAGUGCAUCGCACUAGUCCCAUAGCAUGCUCCCUGAGGACCCAGCUCUGAUAGGGCUUCUGAGGUGCCAGAUACCUCCAGCUGGAAUAUCCUGCCUUCAGGACACAUCAGACCCGUUCGUGAGUCCAACACCACAAGUCCUGCAAUCCACUUCCCACUCUGUCUGGCUCCCUGCUCUACCAGAGAGAAAUCCACCAGAGCCGUAACAGAUGCUCUGCUGGUCCCCAUCAGCAUCUGCACUGAGACCUACCACGGUACAAGCUGAUGAAAAAACCAAAGUCAAGAAAAUUAAAUGGUCUCAGAGAGACUGGCCAGCUCAUUUGGGGUCCUCUAGAAAAUCCUCCCAUCACUCUGUUCCCCGCCCUGCCGUUUCGGCGUAUUGAUCCCGACCUGGCACUUACUUGUUUUUCCGCUCCUGCACUAGAACACAGACUCCAUAAAAGCAAGGAGUUUAUCUUGUUCCUGUUGAAUCCCAGGCACUUAAGGAAGUAUUUGUUCGGUAAUUAGUUGCUGAGUGAUUGAAUAAAAGCACCUGUCCUAGCA
This is a messenger RNA of Callithrix jacchus (white-tufted-ear marmoset), 12207 nucleotides long. RefSeq names its product oxidoreductase NAD binding domain containing 1 (gene OXNAD1). NCBI's taxonomy places the organism in Eukaryota, Metazoa, Chordata, Mammalia, Primates, Cebidae. Gene Ontology annotation, molecular function: oxidoreductase activity. Gene Ontology annotation, cellular component: mitochondrion. The record is from RefSeq and is a predicted model, not a curated record.